CAGUCUCUACUAGCAGGCGAGAUCUAGAGAUUAUGGGGAUUUUGGCAAGCAAAGGAAUCGAAUAUGAGGACAGUUACCGUUCCUUUUCCGAGAAAGAACGCCAACACCUCUUGUCACUUUUCAAUCAGCUCGCUACUGCUAAUGAUCUUGGUGUUAUGAAGGUAGAAUUUGAACCGCUUAAGAAUCACUUGGCAUGGCUUUUACCUGAGUGCGUUAUCAGCCGUUUCUUCAAAGAGAUGUGUAAUAUUCAACGAGCUCGCCGAGUAGUGAAAAAUCCACUUGAGGAUGGUCAAGUGGGCAGGGUGGCUUUUUUUGUGUCAAUGUCUCAUGUCUUUAAGAGGAGCAAAGCAGAGAAAGGACAGAUAUUUUACCACUUAACUGCUGAUGUUGACCAAGUAGUGACAAGUGUUGAGGUGGAAGAACUCUGUAAAAUAUUAUUAGAUGCCUAUGUUAUGGCAUUAAAAAAAACUACUGAUGGUGCAAAAUGGGAACUGCAUACUAAUGCUGAGGCAAACCACAGAUUUGCCAAAAAUGCUAUUCAAGAACUUUUAGGGAAGAAAGCAGACCCUAGUUGUGUUUCUCCAGAGGAGGUUAUUUCAUGGUUUAGUAAAUUUCCGCUGAUAGAAAAAUUGUUUCUGGCUGUUAUGAGGGCUGGAUUCUUUGAUGUAGAGAGUCUGUUAGAAGCCAAGCCUCAUGGUUUAGAGGAAGGAUGUGAAGUGACAGUUGCACAUGUACAGUACGACAGGUCACACAUAAUAAUGCCAUGCAAGUUUGAAGUGGAUUUCAAUAAAGUUGAUGCACUUUUGGACAUUCCAUCUAUCAUUCUUCUUAAUCAUCACUUGCCUCAAUCAUCUCAACAUCAAUGGCGUCUACUAUUCUCCACUCAAACUCAUGGCGAGAGCUUCAGUGCUUUUAUUCAUCAAAUCACCAAUCAAGGCCCGAUGAUUAUUGUUGCCAGAGACACUGGUGGACAUAUUUUUGGAGGGUUUGCCUCAGUUAGUUGGUCUAUAAAGUCUCAUUUUGUAGGUGACAGCUACUGCUUUCUGUUCAGCCUGAAGCCUAAAAUGGGUGUGUAUCAUCCUACUGGUUACAAUGAGAACUUCAUGUAUCUGAACAUGGGCAUGCAAACAAUGCCUAAUGGAUUGGGUAUGGGAGGUCAGUUAAACUACUUUGGAUUUUGGUUAAAUGAGGACUUUGGCUCAGGACAUAGCCGUGGGCAGCCUUCCUGCACUACAUAUGGCAGCCCAGUCCUCUCUGCAGAAGAGGAGUUUAAGCUUGAUAGACUUGAGGCUUGGGGUGUGGGUGUACCACCAGAAAAUGAGGCAGAGGAAAAAAGUGUAUUGGAUACAAACAUUGAGGCCAAGGCUUUCUUGGAAGUCAUUGGUAAAAAGAUGCAUAGUGAAGGAUUUAGAGAGCCAGAUGCUAAUUAAAAAAAUGUUUGAGGUGGUGGAACAUCACAAAUGGGGUGUCUGAAGACAGUUUCCUUCUUGUUAGAGAGUCUGUUUGUCUCCCUCUCUGCCUUAAGAUGGGGUGAAGCCUUGACAAAGGUGAUUUGCCUAGAAAGGUUUGUUGAGUAAAAGGUUUGCAGUAAAUGAAUGCUGACAACCUUCUUUUGGUCCAGUUUUGAAUUUGGUUGUGUUGCAUGUGUGAACAAGCAAGCAAUUGAAAAAUUAUUAUUGAUUACAAGCUCUCAAGGCUGUAUAUUUCUUUUGGGUUAAAACAAUUUCAAAUAUAGAUGCAUGUGUAAUUAUAAUAAAUGGAGGAUGAAGGUUUUACUUCAGUUUGAAUUCAGCUAAUUACUGGACAGGUGCUUUUGGGAUUGAUACUGUAUUUCCUAGAUACCAGAAAUAAUAACACCAAUUGUAAAAUAUCAUAUGUUUCUAUUAUUAUUGUAAUGUAAGUAAGAAAAAAAAGAUUAUUUACAGGAAAUAUUAUCCAAGUGGAUUUCUGUUUUCUGCAACUUCUGCUGGACCAGAGUCAUUCUUUGUUAAAGAAUAUUAUACUUUUCUGUACAGGACUGGCUGAUAGAACUUUAUACAGUAUUUAUUUUACAUUAAUUACUAUUUGUGUAAUGGUGGGAUAAAAUUAAAAGUACAUUUCAAACAGUGAUAGAUAUAAAUAUAAGCCCUACUGGUAGUUGAUGUAAUGAGUGCAUUGUUGGAGUCCAGUUGAACUCAGAACGGAACUCAAACAAUUGGCAGCUGGGUUCUUUCCAGUAUCCCUGAAGGAUUGAUAGUACAUAAAAAUUAAAAUAAAAUUAGUUGAA
Messenger RNA from Pocillopora verrucosa, 2266 nucleotides. Its product is annotated as MTOR-associated protein MEAK7. The record is from RefSeq and is a predicted model, not a curated record. NCBI's taxonomy places the organism in Eukaryota, Metazoa, Cnidaria, Anthozoa, Scleractinia, Pocilloporidae.